Messenger RNA from Arvicanthis niloticus (Nile rat), 2426 nucleotides. RefSeq names its product complement decay-accelerating factor, GPI-anchored. The record is from RefSeq and is a predicted model, not a curated record. Lineage: Eukaryota; Metazoa; Chordata; Mammalia; Rodentia; Muridae.
GCUAUGAUCCGUGUGCGGGCGACAGGGAUUCCGGCGCCGCCUCUGCUGCCGCCACUGCUGAUGCUGUCGCUGUCGCUGCUGCUGCUGUUGCUUUCACCGACUGCACAGGGAGACUGCGGCCCGCCUCCAGACAUUCCUAAUGCCACCCCAGACUUGAGUAGACACACCACAUUUGCCAAGAACACCAAGGUGACAUAUUCAUGUAAUAAGGGCUAUAAACAAAUUCCAGGGAAGUCAAACAUAGUGGUCUGUCUCGGAACUGGAGAAUGGUCUGGCAACGAAACAUUCUGUAAUAAAACAUGUAAUGGUCCACAAAGGGUAAAGUUUGCAACUCUCAAACAAGAGUAUAUCAGUGUGAACUUUUUCCCAAUUGGUACCACUGUGGAAUAUAAGUGUCGGCCAGGAUUUGUAAAAGUCCCUUCAGUCUCAGCAAAAUCAACUUGCCUUGAGGAAUUAGUAUGGUCUCCAGUUGGUGAAUUUUGUAAAAAAAAAGCAUGCCACAAUCCUGGAGAACUGCAAAAUGGUCACAUUACCAUAUUAACUGAUAUUUUAUUUGGUGCAGAAAUAAGCUUCUCAUGUGAUGAAGGGUACAGGCUAGUUGGUGUAACCUCCACUUUCUGUACUCUUUCGGUAGGAAGAGAUACAGAAAAUCCUACUGUUGACUGGGAGGAUGCAUUUCCGGAAUGCAAAGAAAUUAUUUGUCCAGGACCACCAGAUAUCAACAAUGGAAAAAUUCAAGAGGAAAGUGACUCUUAUAAAUUUAAUCAGGUGGUCACCUAUUCAUGUGCUGAAGGCUUCACUCUGGUUGGAAAUACUAACAUUGUUUGUAUUGAGAAGUCUGAUCAUGGAGAAUGGAGUGGUCCACCACCCAAGUGUAUAGAGAAAUCCAAGAUCACAACUAAGAAACCAACAGUUAAUGUUCCAAGAAUCCCCUCAACGACUCAGAAAUCCACCGUAGAUGUUUCAAGUACCAAAAUCCCACCAACGCCUCAGAAACCCACUACAGUUAUAGUUCCAAGUACAAGAAUCCCAGCAACACCUGCAAAAACCACUACAGUUUUAGUUCCAGCAACACAGAAUGUACCUGCUAUCAAGACAACGGUACAUCAUCCAACAAGAACAUCUAAAGACAAAGGAGAGUCUAACUCAGGUGUUGACCGUUUUGUAUAUGGACAUACAUGUUUAAUAACCUUGACAGUUUUGCAUGCGAUGCUAUUACUCAUUGGCUAGUUGAUGUAGCCAACGAAGAGUUAAGAAGAAAGUAUAUACAACUACUGAGAAUACUUCUAGUUUGUUAGAAUGUCCAGGAAGAAUGGGUACAAUAAAUUUAAUAGUGUUGUUUGUUCUGUAUAUGCUGUCAUUGUCUUCAAGGUCUGUUAGAAAUGUUAACAAAGCAAGAAGGAGUUUGUCUGAGAUAAUAUUCUUGAUGCAUAUUCUUGAAAAUAUUUAAAAACUAGACAAAUCACAACAUUGUAUGGUGUCUUUUUUAAAAAGUGUGGGUAAGUGUAGAAAAUUUUUAGGCUAGGUUGGUAAUAUGGGGAGAGGGAAAUCAUGAUUUUUUUGGCUAGAUGUAUCCUGUUAGUCUAGCUUACAAUGAAAAUAGGAAGCUAAUGAUUCUGAGUAGACUGCAAAAGAUAAACUGAGUCUCCAAAUGAAAUUUCAUUUCUUGUAAGCAGAAUUGCCACAGAGGUGGAACAUUCUAACUUAACCCUUGACCUGAAGGCGUUUUCAUUUCUACUCUCCAUGAAAAUGAGAUGGCAGAAUGUUUUAAAGGAAAAGCAUGCUAGCAAACUAGCAGUGGGAUGGGAAAAUAGCUCACUUGGCACAGUGCUUGCCCCAGGAGCCUAAAUUGCUGGGCUCCUUCCUUAGCACACAUUUAUAAUCCUAGUACUUCGGAGAUAACGGUAGGAAGAUGAGAAAUUUAAGGUCAUUCUGAGUUACCUAGUGAGUUUCAGGCCACAUUGGAAUACCUGAGACUCUGUAGUUACGAACAAACAAACAUCAUGGAUGGAUGGAUGGAUAGAGAUAGAUAGGUAGAUAGAUAGAUAGAUAGAUAGAUAGAUAGAUAGAUAUGAGAAAUGUUGAGCCUUUUGACUUAGUUGAUGGCAAGUGAAGAUGAUGUCUUUGGAUACCACCUCUAUUAAUCCACCUUUAAGCACACAGAUCUGAGUCAGGAAUAGUUACCUGCUUUUAAGAAUGGUAUGCUGCAGUUUGCUCUCAGGGAAAUCUUGUUUUGUUUUCACCAGUAAAAAUGCCUUAGGAAGGUGUCUUCAUUGACUGGUCAUUUGUAUAAUAGUGUCCAGUGGUAUUGUAACAGAUUUUGUACUUCUGACAUAACAUGUUCAUAGCCAAAUUGUAAAUCUUAUUCUUUUGUAACAUUAAGAUAAACCUAUUUAUAUUUAUUUAUAUCAGUAAACAUUUUUGGU